This is a messenger RNA of Prionailurus viverrinus (fishing cat), 1234 nucleotides long. It is a transcript of the gene NHLRC1, whose product is annotated as NHL repeat containing E3 ubiquitin protein ligase 1. NCBI's taxonomy places the organism in Eukaryota, Metazoa, Chordata, Mammalia, Carnivora, Felidae. Gene Ontology annotation, molecular function: translation repressor activity; protein binding; ubiquitin protein ligase activity. The record is from RefSeq and is a predicted model, not a curated record. Gene Ontology annotation, biological process: protein polyubiquitination; negative regulation of translation; proteasome-mediated ubiquitin-dependent protein catabolic process. The transcript has a single exon. Bases 47 to 1234 code for a protein of 395 amino acids.
CGCGGCAGCGUCGGUCCCCGCCGGCUGGCCGCGCAGCCGGAACGCGAUGGGGACCGAGGCGUCGGGGAGCGGGCCGGCGCUGCAGGAGCUCGUGCGCGAGGCCGAGAUCAGCCUGCUCGAGUGCAAGGUGUGCUUUGAGAGGUUCGGCCACCGCCAGCAGCGGCGCCCGCGCAACCUGCCCUGCGGCCACGUGGUGUGCCUGGCCUGCGUGGCUGCGCUGGCGCACCCGCGGACGCUGGCCCUCGAGUGCCCCUUCUGCCGCCGAGCCUGCCGGGGCUGCGACACCAGCGACUGCCUGCCGGUGCUUCACCUCCUGGAGCUCCUGGGCUCGGCGCUCCGCCCAGCCCCCGCCGCCCACCGCGCCGCCCCCAGCGCCCCCGGGGCCUUCACCUGCCACCACGUUUUCGGAGGUUGGGGGACCCUGGUGAACCCCACGGGGUUGGCGCUGUGUCCCAAGACCGGGCGGGUCGUGGUGGCGCACGACGGCAGGAGGCGGGUCAAGAUCUUUGAUUCCGGGGGAGGAUGUGCUCAUCAGUUUGGAGAGAAGGGGGAGGGCGCUCAGGACAUUAGGUACCCACUUGAUGUCACCGUCACCAACGACUGUCAUGUGGUUGUCACCGACGCCGGCGACCGCUCCAUCAAAGUGUUUGAUUUUUUUGGCCAGGUCAAGCUUGUCAUUGGAGGCCAGUUCUCCUUACCUUGGGGUGUGGAGACCACCCCUCAGAAUGGGGUCGUGGUAACUGAUGCGGAGGCAGGGUCCCUGCACCUGCUGGAAGUCGACUUUCCAGAAGGGGUCCUCAGGAGGACCGAGAAGUUGCAAGUUCAUCUGAGCAAUCCCAGAGGGGUGGCCGUGUCGUGGCUCACCGGGGCCAUUGCAGUCCUAGAGCACCCUCCGGGCCUGGGGACCGGAGCCUGCGGCACCACGGUGAAGGUGUUCAGCCCAAGCAUGCAGCUCGUGGGCCAGGUGGAUACCUUUGGGCUGAGCCUCUUUUUCCCCUCGAGAAUAACUGCCUCCGCGGUGACCUUUGAUCACCAGGGGAAUGUGAUUGUUGCAGAUACUUCUAGUCAGGCUGUCCUAUGCUUAGGAAAACCUGAGGAGUUUCCAGUCCUGAAGCCCAUGAUCACCCAUGGUCUUUCCCAUCCUGUGGCACUGACCUUCACCAAGGAGAACUCUCUUCUUGUGCUGGACAGUGCAACCCAUUCUAUAAAAGUCUACAAGGCUGACUGGGGGUAA